Messenger RNA from Naegleria gruberi, 606 nucleotides. RefSeq lists its product as uncharacterized. The record is from RefSeq and is a predicted model, not a curated record. NCBI's taxonomy places the organism in Eukaryota, Heterolobosea, Eutetramitea, Acrasida, Naegleriidae. The transcript has a single exon. Bases 1 to 606 code for a protein of 201 amino acids.
AUGUCAGGAUUGAGAAAGAAGUUCAAUGAAGAAUUAUCUGAAUUUAGAACUGCAUAUGACAUGCUAGAUCAUAUUGACUCUGUACAUGCCCCAGAAGGUUAUCUAGUCUUUUUUGAUGAGGUGGAUAGAUUAUGCGAAAAGGACAACAGUAUCAAACCUUUGGAAACACUAUUUAAUACAGUUGCACCUCUUGUAGUUGGUAAGCGAAGCUCAGUCAUUGUGAGUGGCCACUCACCUAUUCAAUAUCAACUACAAACAGACAGAUCUCCAUCUGACUAUCAAAUGGUAUUUCUACCUUCAAUGGAUGAUGAAAAGUUAAAGCUAAUUCUGGAGUGUACAGUAGUCAAUCUUGGUGGCAAACACACAUCGUUAUCACAUGUAUUGUCAUUAUUAGGUUUGAAGGACGAACCAAAGUUUAUCACUUUGCUAAAGGAAUAUGCUGGAACUGUGCCAAGAAUUAUGAGAAAUUCAAUUUGCUAUAUUUUAUCAAAUCAAACAAGAUUGGAAACAACUGAAAAGAUUGAAGCUGUGUUGAACAAUAGAGCAUGGCAAAAAUCAACAGAUGUUACCAUUCAGAUUGGAGGAACAAGCUGUAUUGGUGUCUAA